GUGAGCCCGCCGCAGCUUGCAGUGUGGAACUCUGCAGGCAAGGCCCGAGUUGCAAGGGACCCCAUGUCGCCUCUUGGCAAGCUCGUGGGAGGCAAGCUGCGGCCCUCAGCGAGGCGACCCAUACGUAACCAACAGCAAGGCAGCCGCAUCCAAAAACUCCAACCUUCCUCCAUCGCAAAUACCCGCCGCGUAACCUGCCGACGCACUUACACGUGCUGCUUAUUAAAUACCUACGCUCAGAUCAUUGUUGCGUCGCUCGGAUAUUAUCGAUUCCGUCAUCGACAGACAACUGCUUGACCCAAGACGCUCGCCCCGCAACCCUCCAACCCUCCAACCACCUACCUAACCUCGAGAGCAACUCCACGAAUCGCAUCCCUCGUUUACCUCCCUUCAACAGCAACAUUUCUAGUUCCCCAUUUAUUCCCUCAAAAUGAUGGGGUGGUGGUCGUCUGGGGCCAACAAUGCCCUAGAUGAGCAGAUCGACAAGGCUACGAGCAGCAGCCUUGAAGAUAUCGCUCUCAACCUCGAGAUCUCCGACAUCAUCAGAUCGAAGACGGUACAACCGAAAGAAGCCAUGCGCUCGCUUAAAAAGCGUAUCAACAACAGGAAUCCCAAUACCCAGCUCAGUGCGCUGAACCUCACCGAUACCUGCGUUAAAAAUGGCGGUGCCCACUUCCUCACCGAGAUAGCCUCUAGAGAGUUUAUGGAGUGCCUGGUAUCGCUUCUCAAGGCGGUCGGCCCUGGUACCGUGAACGCCGAAGUGCGCGCCAAGAUUCUCGAGCUCAUCCAGUCCUGGGCCACGGCUGCGGAAGGCCGCUACGAACUCGGUUAUAUCGGAGAGGUGUACAAGACCCUGCAGCGAGAGGGUCACCAGUUCCCACCUCGGGUCACUGUUGCUAGCAGCAUGAUCGACAGUAACGCGCCCCCUGAAUGGGUCGACUCCGACGUCUGUAUGCGGUGUCGAACCGCCUUCACAUUCACCAAUAGAAAGCACCACUGCCGCAACUGUGGCAACUGUUUCGACCAGCAAUGCUCGACUAAAUCUCUUCCCCUCCCUCAUCUCGGCAUUCUCCAGGCGGUCCGGGUAGACGAUGGAUGCUAUGCCAAGCUUACCGAUAGGUCUUCCAAGGCCGGCGGGUUCCCUCCCGAACGCCCAUCCUCUUUCUCCGCCAAGCCCAAAGGGCAUUCAAUGCAGCCGCGGAAUGCUCGGGUGGACGAUGGUUUUGACGAGGACUUGAAGAAGGCUCUGGCGAUGAGUCUUGAAGAAGUCAAGAGCCAUUCCAGGGGCUAUGUCUCCUCCCCUACACCCAAUGGGGUGGCCUCGAACCAGCCAAAGCCAAAUGGACACGCCGCGCCCAAGGCGGCCGAAGAGGAGGACGAGGAUUUGAAGGCCGCCAUUGCGGCAUCCCUAGCAGAUAUGGAGGAGCAGAAGAAGCAGCAUGCCGCCGCACUAAAGCAGCAGGCCUCAGGCGUGGCAAGCUCGUCAUCAGCCGCCCCGUCCGCGCUUCCCAAGAACGAUUAUGAACUCACUCCGCUCGAGGCGGAGAACAUCAACCUCUUUUCAACUCUUGUUGACCGCCUGCAAACACAGCCGCCCGGGACAAUUUUGCGCGAACCGCAGAUCCAGGAGCUUUAUGACAGCAUCGGCACGUUGCGACCCAAGCUUGCACGGACUUAUGGAGAAACCAUGAGCAAGCACGACACACUCCUUGAUUUACAUGCGAAACUGUCAACGGUUGUCCGUUACUACGACCGCAUGCUUGAAGAGCGCCUGUCCAAGGCUUAUAGUCAGCACAGCAUAGGGGGAUACAACCUACCGCCACCGAGGCAGGCUCCUGGACCGUAUCCAUCAUUGCAACCCAAUGCGCCCCCUGCCGCGGGGCCAGCAGAGAACUUCUACACGGGCGAGCAACAGCAGGAUUACAACCAGCCGACGGCGCACCAGCCUUAUCCGCAGCCGACGCCGGCGCAAUACGGGGCCUACGACAAGCGUGGUUCUGUUUCCGGGCCAUCAAGCAACCAGUACCCCCAGCAACAGAUGCCCCAGCACACCGGAAACUGGGGUCCUGCGGCGCCUGCCCAGCAAUACGGUCAGCAGCCCAACUACCCGCCAAACGAGCCUCCUCAAGCCGCCCAAUUGCAACAAACGCCGACUCCGGCGCACCUCUCCGCGCCCGCGCCAAACGACUCUGUCGGCACCACCCCUACGGCUGACCCCAGCGCGUCAUUCUACUUCAAUUCGCAGCAACAACAGCAGCCGCAGCCGCAGCAGGUGCCCAGCUCCCCGCCCGACCCGACCAUGUCGCCAUAUCCUAACCUGGCUCAACCAUUGCACUCAUACCAGCCGUCCCUGCCCCAGACACCGGCAUCCAUUCCGGCCCAGCCUUCUCAGCCGCAGCAACCGCAACAACCGCAGCAAUCGCAGCAACCACAGCAACAGCAUCAAGCGCAUCAAGCGCCCCCGCAACCCCAGCAGCCGUACUGGCAGCAUUCGGCCGCUCAGCAGACGCAGCUUCCGCCGGUGUGGCAACCUCCUCCGAGCGCUGCGUACGCAGGUUAUACUCAAGAGGCUUUCCCCUCCGCGCCACACCAUGCUCCAAAGCAGCCCGUGAUGGAGGAGAGCUUGAUUGAUCUAUAGGCAGCGGCAGUUUCAAGUAUGGCGGUGGGGAGGAUGCGAGGGAUAGGCAAUGUAGGAUGUUCAGUUUGGGAAGGCGUUCAAGCAAACCGGGCAAAGUGUGCCCGGUUUCUAAGGAUGAGACGGCAUCUGUAUGUAAACGGAGUUAUGGGGG
This is a messenger RNA of Chaetomium fimeti, 2789 nucleotides long. RefSeq names its product vacuolar protein sorting-associated protein 27. Gene Ontology annotation, biological process: protein transport to vacuole involved in ubiquitin-dependent protein catabolic process via the multivesicular body sorting pathway; protein targeting to vacuole. Gene Ontology annotation, molecular function: phosphatidylinositol-3-phosphate binding; metal ion binding; ubiquitin binding. The record is from RefSeq and is a predicted model, not a curated record. NCBI's taxonomy places the organism in Eukaryota, Fungi, Ascomycota, Sordariomycetes, Sordariales, Chaetomiaceae. Gene Ontology annotation, cellular component: ESCRT-0 complex. The transcript has 5 exons. Bases 431 to 2638 code for a protein of 735 amino acids.